Miscanthus lutarioriparius is the source of this 1122-nucleotide messenger RNA. NCBI's taxonomy places the organism in Eukaryota, Viridiplantae, Streptophyta, Magnoliopsida, Poales, Poaceae. The record is from the annotation of a GenBank genome assembly.
AUGAGGAAGGCCCAGCGCCGCAGAGGGAAGUCGCAGAUCUCAGGCAUGCUACAACGCAAGGGAAAUCCACAAGGCGGUAGCCAUGGAGCAUGUUGGUCGGAUUCCGAUGGUCCACGAUCAAAAUUUAUCAAGUAUGACGCUGAAAGUGUCGAGGAUUUCAACAAAGACGGACUGAAAUUCUUUGAAUCGGUGUUUAAAGUCCGCAGAUCUGUCGUGUCCCUUGCCUGUACUGCUGAUGGAAUGCAUAUGGUUUGCUCAGGGACUGUCGUUGAUCAUGUGUACGAGAAAACAUGGAUACUUACCUCUGCUUCUUUAGUUAGAAAACCUGGCACUCUGUUUGAAGCAUAUGAACCUUGGGAUGUUAAGAUUCAAGUGGCUCUGCACAAUAAACAAAUUGUUGAAGGGUCCCUAGAAAUGUGCAAUUUGCAUUAUAAUAUUGCCAUUGUGACUAUCGAGUCUCCAGGGUCUCGGAUAAAUCUUCCUGCGGUAGAACUCAGUGACCUCCCUGAAUGUUAUUCCUUGCAGCCUAGGCCUGUAGUUGCUCUAGGUCGGGACAUGUACUCAAAAGAUUUUCAGAUGAGAUGUGGGGAGCUGGUCAGAAGGAACAGCGAGUUAGACUGCACUGAGCUCCUGACCUGUACAUGUGAUGUCAGUGAGAAUUUCAUUGGUGGGCCUGUCAUGGAUUCUGAAAGAAGAUUUCUCGGCAUCACUUUUCGUUACCGGGAAACUACUCCGUUUUUGCCGGUUGAGAUUGCAGCAAGAUGCCUGAAAUACUACAAGAAGUCAAAAACACUACCAAGGGUUCGCAUAAGGGGACAAGCUCUUCACAUGCUGAGCAUGAAUAGUCUGGAACACUUGUGCUGCAAAUAUGCCAAGCCACCACAUGGAAUUCUGGUACAGGAGAUUUGUGAGAUAUCAGCAGAAAAGUGUGGAGGAGUUGUGAUUGGUGAUAUCAUCUCUGAACUUGAUGGGAUUACUCUUUACUCCGCAGCGCAGUUUACAGCGAUUCUUCUAGAUAAAAUGGAGGUUGCAUCGAAUCCACAGAAUACACAGACACUCCAGUUUGCUUCAAUUAUAGAUGGAUACGGUGGAAGCAGCUAUGGUUUCCAUGAGCAGUUGUAG